UCGUCUUUGAAGUGUAUGAUUAAGUCAGCACAAAUUAAGUUGUAAUUAUACAAGACAAGAGUUACGUCCCUUGUGUCGCUGCGUUUGCCUUGAAAUUGUUAGUUUUACAUUUGACUGAAAUCGUCAAAACCAAAUAUUGCUGACAUGGAUAUAGCAACAACAGUGAUAAGAAAAGAGAAAAAGAACAAAGAAAAUGGUCAAAUCAACAGUUUGGAAUAUAUUCGUUGAUGGAGAGUAAAAUUUAGUUUAUUUUAUUCUUUUGAUAGGAGCCCUAUUAUUUUAGCUCUUUUUUUCCAUUUUAAUUUUAGCUAUAAUAGUUAUAAGUGCCCAAAUAGAAUGCAAAUGAAGAUAAACUAUUUUUGGAAACAUUAUGUCCGCUAUUUAAGUUUCCAUCGGCUCCCAGAACUGAAAGCAGGAAAUGUUUGUAUUUCUAAUGUUGAUAAAAUCAACCAGAUCGUAAAGAAAUUCAUCUCUGAUGGACCUGAUAAGUUGCAGAUCGUAACAGAUUUUGACCAGACACUAACCAUGCAUUCAUAUCAAAACAAACGAUGUGACUCAUGUCAUGGUGUCCUGGAUAAUAGUUCAUAUCUGCCAGAUGAUUUCCGUGUAAAGGCUGCAAAAUUAAGGGAUAUAUAUGCUCCAAUAGAGUUUGAUCCUCAUAUAGAAACUGAGAAGAAAGCUCCAAAAAUGGAAGAGUGGUGGACUCAAGUACAUGAACUACUGGGUACAUUGAAUAUCUCUAAAAGUCUGAUUAAUAAAAUGGUUGCUCAGUCUUCUGUCAGAUUAAGAAUUGGAUGUGAUGAAUUAUUUAAGAGCCUUGAUAAAUGGAAUGUUCCAGUUCUGAUCAUUUCUGCUGGACUGGGAGACAUUCUCUCAGAGAUUCUCACUCAGCAAUCAGCCGUCUACAGUAACAUGAAAAUUGUUUCAAAUUUCAUGAAAUUUAAGGAGGAUAAAAUGGUUGGUUUUUAUGAUGAAAUCAUUCAUACAUUCAAUAAAAACAAGUGUGCUAUUCAUAAAUCUGGCUAUUUCAACAAUCAGAGAUCAAACAUAAUACUGUUAGGUGACUCUGUUGGUGACUUGCACUUAGCAGAUGGAGCCAAAGACAGUUCUACAAUUCUUAAAAUUGGCUACCUCAAUGAAAGGGUUGAUGAAAGUUUGGAGAUAUACAAAAAUGCAUUUGAUAUUGUUUUGGUAAAAACCGAAAAUGUGGACCUAAUGAAUGCAUUAAUGAAAAGAAUGACCGAUAAUAAAGUCUGAACCUUAACAAAGUUUCUUUAACGUUCAUUAGAAAAUUAUUUGAAACCUUUAAUUAAAUAAUUUUAAAAUCA
Messenger RNA from Octopus bimaculoides (California two-spot octopus), 1328 nucleotides. Its product is annotated as cytosolic 5'-nucleotidase 3. NCBI's taxonomy places the organism in Eukaryota, Metazoa, Mollusca, Cephalopoda, Octopoda, Octopodidae. The record is from RefSeq and is a predicted model, not a curated record. Gene Ontology annotation, cellular component: cytoplasm. Gene Ontology annotation, molecular function: 5'-nucleotidase activity; magnesium ion binding.